AUGGCAAAUAAAGCGACAUUUAAAGUGUUAUUCGUGCCCAUCUUAACCGAGGGUCACGUCAAUCCCUGUAUCGGUAUUGCGACCCAAUUGAUAGCCGACGGACACCGCGCGGUGUUUACGGCGGACGACGGUUGGAGGCCAAAACUGGCCGCUUAUGGCAUCGAAACGGUAGAGUUGGACAAAAGCGACGGCGCGGACGUUCGGGCGAUCGAUGCGGUCAACAGCGCCUUAUAUAUGUUGUCAUUGGGCAAAAUUGGCGGCGCGUCGGCCAUAGAGAAGGUCCGACUCGAGGCAAACACCGCCGAGGUUUUUACAAAAUACGCCCAAUAUUUGGACACACAGUUGGCCCGUCUGUUGCCCGCCAUUCGGCCCGAUGUUAUAGUUGUGAAUCAGUACGUGUCGGUGCCGGCGGUCGAGUUGUCGGGCAUACCGUGUGUGUGGUGUUGGAGCGCCGGCCCUCUCGUGAUGCUUGACGAUGAGAGGGCACCGCCCGGGGAAUCAGGACUGUCCGCUACAGGAGACCCCAAACUGUGGCACGAAUUUCGCCAAUUGGUUAGAGACGUGAAGCGAGAGAAGUGGCGGGCGUUUAACGAUUGGGUGGUCGGCCGGGGCUGCGAACCGCUGCCCGAACACUGGUUUCAUAACCCAUCGCAUUAUCUUCAUAUAUACGGCUAUCCCUUGGAGUUGGACUAUCAGGACAUCCGGCCGUUGGGUCGUAAUUAUGUCCGUUUUGAUAGUUUUAAACGCACCGAAUGGCACAUGACAUUCGCUGUGCCGCCAGAGUUGGCCGCAAUGCCCGGAGCGUUAAUCUACUUCUCGUUAGGCUCUCUCUGUCCGGUCGACGUGCAAAACAUGCGCCGAUUGGUCGCU
Molecule: messenger RNA, 870 nt
Organism: Medioppia subpectinata
Lineage: Eukaryota; Metazoa; Arthropoda; Arachnida; Sarcoptiformes; Oppiidae
Source: the annotation of a GenBank genome assembly